Dibothriocephalus latus is the source of this 537-nucleotide messenger RNA. The record is from the annotation of a GenBank genome assembly. NCBI's taxonomy places the organism in Eukaryota, Metazoa, Platyhelminthes, Cestoda, Diphyllobothriidea, Diphyllobothriidae.
AUGAAGUGGUUUGACGGAAAACUCUCUGAUUGCAUAAAAGAUGUCAAAAUUAACAGACAUCUUCUGUUCGUCUUCUCCAAAGACGAGUCAUCUCCAUCAUCUGAUUCCGUUUUGGAGACCCUGAAUGAAGUUUGGCCAGAGGAAAUAUGCAAUGACACCAAUUGUCUUUUGUUAACAGCGGACUCCGACGGUUACAAGCAAUUCACUGCCAUAUAUGCCGCACAGUCGCUUCCCUGUAUGCAUUUAAUUCUUCCAUCUGGUGGCAUUCUCGGCGUGAAAACUUCAGACUUUGCUCCUGAGCAGUUGUCCUCUUGGCUUAAAGAAAACGUGAAAAAAUUCGACCCCUCUGUGAGUUGCCCGAGGAGAUUUAAAGAUCUAGUUAAACUCACAGAUCAGCAAUGGUUUUUCGAUUUUGUCCUGGCCUCUGCAGUUGUUUGUGUCACGCUCUGCGCCCUUCAAUUUGCGUCCUUUGCCACUGUAUUACCACCGCAUACAACCUCUGCGAAUCAAAAAUAUGCUGAAAACGCACAGGGGUGA